Messenger RNA from Rhizophagus irregularis DAOM 181602=DAOM 197198, 914 nucleotides. RefSeq lists its product as uncharacterized. Lineage: Eukaryota; Fungi; Glomeromycota; Glomeromycetes; Glomerales; Glomeraceae. The record is from RefSeq and is a predicted model, not a curated record.
AAAUGUUCCCACAUUUCAAAUCUUUUCACCUAUAAAGAAUUCAUUUACUAUAAUAAGAAUUUAUUAAAAAAAUAUGAAUACUCCAAAAACUUUUUUCGUUUUCUUUAUCUUUUUCUUCGUUUUAAUUUCUUCCACAUAUGCUCAUUUUCAAUUUGAAAAUCCUCCAACUAGAGGACAUGGCGAGGACACCAUGACACAACCUCCUUGUGGAGGUUAUGAUAACGUAAAUACUAAUGCUAUAACACCAUUUCCCGUUACAGAGGGUCAAGUAACGACUGAAUUCGAAGAUGGUAAUGGUGUUAUGGUUAUCAACUACGCUCCUACUGUCAAUGAUACUUUCAAGCCUGUUUCAGAAAAUGUCACAAUUAAUGUUUCCAAACCACAACAAAUUGUUACACUAGUUGAUCUUUCAAAAGCCGGUGCCAAAUCUGGAGAUCAAGGAGUGCUUCAAGCUAUCUAUACAGGAGUGGAAGGGAUUUGGUAUCAAUGUACUGAUAUUAAGGUUGUAGAUGCUAAGAAAACCAGUGGAGCUUCAUUUAUUAUUGGUACCUCUGUAACCGCUUUCUUCACGACUAUUUUAGUCUCUUUUUUUAUGAUGAUGUGAUUAUGACUUUAAAUUAAUGAUUUUCGUGUAAUUCUGAUUUAUCCAUAUGUAAUGUAAUAAUAUAUACAUAAAUAAAAAUAAGUAUUUAAAUUUUAAAAAAGUGAGGUUAUAUCGAUUUUCGAAAAUCGGAUAGUAUAGUACAAUGCAUAUUUAGACUAGUUUCACAAUCCCUGUUGAUCAAAAAAACUUUAGCGGAUUCGAUAAAAAUCAAUAGUAAAUGCACUUCAAACUCAUCGUAAAUUCAUCUAACUUUAAUUUUACGAAUACUAAAUAAAAGUUAUACGUUCUUUGAUGCUGUUAUAGACAAUUU